Messenger RNA from Aspergillus steynii IBT 23096, 465 nucleotides. RefSeq lists its product as uncharacterized. Lineage: Eukaryota; Fungi; Ascomycota; Eurotiomycetes; Eurotiales; Aspergillaceae. The record is from RefSeq and is a predicted model, not a curated record. The coding region runs from base 1 to 465 and encodes 154 amino acids. The transcript has 2 exons.
AUGCCCCCUAGAUGGGAAAGAUCAAGCCCUGGGAUAAAUCGUCGCAAUGGGGUUCAAUAUCCAAGGACAAGCAUUUCGCAUAUUGCACUGAAUUACGCCCACAGGGGUGCGCAUGGAGCAUUUGGCUGGUCGAUCUUAAAGAAGUAUGAGCGGACAUGUCAUGCACGAAAGAACCGGGAAGUGGUUGAGGCGCAUAACCUGGGAAAGCUGAUCCAGGGCGAGGGGGACUGGCGACGCAUGAUCGGACAAAUGGCCACGUACCUCAAGGAUUUAUCCUUGAGGUACGGUUUUCUCUCAACAUAUGAGAAAGCCGUGUUCUUUACUGGGGCCCAGGAACGUGACCAGAACAUGGAUGUCGACAAGUUCAUGUCUGCAGGCAACGAGAAACUAUGGAACAUACACAGCACAUUCCUAUUGACAGUACCAAACUGGUGGAUAGAAGCUGUGUUUCGGUUCGUCCCAUAA